Messenger RNA from Lactuca saligna, 660 nucleotides. The record is from the annotation of a GenBank genome assembly. Lineage: Eukaryota; Viridiplantae; Streptophyta; Magnoliopsida; Asterales; Asteraceae.
AUGCUCAAAGUUAACAAACCUAGAGUUCAUCUUUUCUGCUCAUAUGGUAGUUUGUGUACAGGUGGCCUCACCGUUUUAUCUACCAAUCAGGCUUCAUUUCUGGCUUUAUCAACAGUAGAUAACAUCCCCAUUCCAGUGUUUCCAGGAUCACCGACUCAGGGUUCGCCGAUUCAUCAUUUCAGAAACGUCUCCAUUUCCUGUUUCUCCCUUGCAACGUCUUCUUCAACAUCUCUGGGAAUCCUUCGUUCUCAAAACCUUUCACCAACACAAACAGUUCCUCCAUAUUAUUUCUCACCAUACACAUCUCUGUUACCGCUAUUACUCUCCAAUCAAAAGGUUACAGAACUGUGGAUUAUCCACCGACAGUCUCUCCUCUAUCUUCUUCUAAUUCCUCCACUUCCCGCCGCUUCUCCAAAACCCUUUGAUCUCUAUCUGAACUCAUUGGCAUCCUUUCUAUCACUAACCAUCACCGUGGGCAAAAUCAUAGAGGUGCUUCCAUGGCGAAGGGUGACAAAGAUGGGUGAAGACAUAUCUGGAGGAGACGAAAUGAGGAUUAGCAAAUUGUCGUUUACUUCUAGGAGAAUGACAAUUGAAGCUGUGGAUGGCCUGCAAAAGAAAGUGUCUGGUUAUUUAAAGCUCUGCAGAGGGAACUAUCACUGA